AUGAUAGUUGGAAGAUUGUGUUACGCCAGUUUCUUUCAAUUUCCCCUCUAUGUCUCUAUCCUCUUUCUCUUGUCCACUAUCUUAUUUUCAUUCCUUUUUUACUUCUCCUUUAUCUUCUCCAAUUUUUGUUCUCUUCUUCCCUCUCUCUUCCUCCUUUGCCCCUCUCUCUUUCUGAUCACUUUCUCAUUCCCACAUCUCCUCUUCACCCUCUCUCCUCUUUCUUUCUCCGCCCUCGUUUUCUCUCGUCUUUUUUCUUCCUCUCAUUUUCUUUCUUUCUUUCUUUCUUUCUUUUUUCUUUCUUUCUUUCUUUCUUUCUUUCUUUCUUUCUUUCUUUCUUUCUUUCUUUCUUUCUUUUCUCUCCCCUGUCCUUUUCUAUUUUCCUCUAUAUCUUACUUUUUUCUCCGUUCUUUCUUCUUUUUCUACCCUCUCUCUCCCACCCCAAAACAUUUUCCCCUACUUUUUUCAUCUCCUUCACUCUUUAUUUCUCUUUCUCCCUUCUCUUUUCUCUAUCAUUCUAUAUCUUUUUCUCUUUUUAUCUCUUUCUUUCUUUCUUUCUUUCUUUCUUUCUUUCUUUCUUUCUUUCUUUCUUUCUUUCUUUCUUUCUUUCUUUCUUCCACUACUCACUCUCUUUCUACCUGCCCACAUUCUCCCUUUUCCUUUUCUGUCCCUCUUCCUCCUCCUCUUCCGCUCUCUCCUGUCUUUUUCUCUUUCCUUUUUUCUCUAUCUACUUGCUUGCCUAGAAAAUCAGAAUUUGAAAUUCCAUCUUUAUUUAUCUAUCUAUCUAUCUAUCUAUCUAUCUAUCUAUUUCAGUCUGUUCAUUAUCUAUCACUCUCUCUGUCUAUUUCAGUCUUCUCAUUAUCUAUCUAUCUAUCUAUCUAUCUAUCUAUUUCAGUCUGCUCAUUAUCUAUUACUCUCUCUGUCUAUUUCAGUCUUCUCAUUAUCUAUCUAUCUAUCUAUCUAUCUAUCUAUCUAUCUAUCUAUCUAUCUAUCUAUCUCUUUCUGUUAAUUAUCUAUCUAUCUAUCUAUCUAUCUAUCUAUCUAUCUAUCUAUCUAUCUAUCUCCGUCUGUUCAUAUGUAUCUAAACUCUCUUUUUGCACACUCACUCAUUGUUUUAUCUCGUACAAGCACACAUAUCUAUACUUCCGCGUACACUUUCUAACACGCCUACACUCACGUAUUAAUCAAGAUUAG
Acanthosepion pharaonis is the source of this 1191-nucleotide messenger RNA. NCBI's taxonomy places the organism in Eukaryota, Metazoa, Mollusca, Cephalopoda, Sepiida, Sepiidae. The record is from the annotation of a GenBank genome assembly.